Talpa occidentalis (Iberian mole) is the source of this 6126-nucleotide messenger RNA. It is a transcript of the gene EXTL3, whose product is annotated as exostosin like glycosyltransferase 3. Gene Ontology annotation, molecular function: glycosyltransferase activity. The coding region runs from base 857 to 3616 and encodes 919 amino acids. NCBI's taxonomy places the organism in Eukaryota, Metazoa, Chordata, Mammalia, Eulipotyphla, Talpidae. The transcript is spliced from 7 exons. The record is from RefSeq and is a predicted model, not a curated record. Gene Ontology annotation, cellular component: membrane.
GCUUGGCCUGUGUCAGGACGGAGGAGGCGGCGUCUUCCUCUCGCUGUGAAACGCCGCAUCCUGUGGGAAUUUCCUCACCUGCCGGGGGAGCCCGGGCCCACGAGGGAGGCGCUGCCAGGCUCUCUGGAGGGGGAGUGGUGCGGUCCCCGGCACCUCGCGGCACAGGCCUGUCUUCCUUCCCCGCCCCGCACCUUUCUAGGAUCAGAGGCUGGUCCUGAGUGUUUGGUGCGGAGCAUCUCUCAGAGACCAGGCUCAACGUUCACCUGCAAGACUAGGAGAGCAAGCCCCGGAGUUCACGAUUCCAAGUCAGUGUGUGGUGGCAUGUGGCGCUCUCGAGUCAGGAAGGAGGCUCCUGAGUCCCGUGGCCUGCUUGGUGGUGGUGACAUCGAUAAGAGGCUGGCGCGUGUCUGCUCCAGCCGGCGGCCCUGUGACUGCGGUGGUAGCCAUGCACACGUGCCUGUGGUGGUAGCUAUGCACAUGUGCAGGCUGGCAAGGCCCAGGAGCGGGAGCGAUGUCUGUUGAGGUCUCUCCCAGCCCGGGCUCCGUCUGCUGGGCUUCCGCAUGGGCCUCCUCCCUUUCUUCUCAUCCGCGAUGCAGCACCUAUCACCGUUUGAUAAAGAUUAAGGACACGUUCUUUGGUCAACAACCAGAACAUCCGAUCUGCUGGGAAAGAGCCAGAGGCCACUCCCACUACAGCUGAGGAAGAUGAAAUUUCCCUUUUAUUGGGUGCCUUGUGCCGGGAGCACACCACCUCUCACAGGCGUGGGGGCGUGAAGAGGGCUGCGCUUGUCCACUGGGAACUCAUGGUGAUGGCGGGUGACCCCACGUGAUCAGAGGGGCCGGCGCCACCCCUCUCAUGACGGGCUAUACCAUGCUGCGGAGUGGGGGCGUGGGGAACGGGGGUCAGGCCUGGAUGCUCUGGUGCUCCACCCGCAGCCGGCUCACGUGGCUCAGCUUCACGCUCUUCGUCAUCCUGGUUUGCUUCCCGCUCAUUGCUCACUAUUACCUCACCACGCUGGAUGAGGCCGAUGAGGCGGGCAAGCGGAUUUUCGGCCCACGGGCCGGCAACGAGCUGUGUGAGGUUAAGCACGUGCUGGACCUUUGCCGAAUUCGUGAGUCCGUGAGUGAGGAGCUCUUGCAGCUGGAAGCCAAGCGGCAGGAGCUGAACAGCGAGAUCGCCAAGCUGAAUCUGAAGAUCGAAGCCUGCAAGAAGAGUAUUGAAAAUGCCAAGCAGGACCUGCUGCAGCUCAAAAAUGUCAUCAGCCAGACGGAGCACUCUUACAAAGAGCUGAUGGCCCAGAACCAGCCCAAGCUCUCGCUGCCCAUCCGGCUGCUCCCCGAGAAGGACGAUGCUGGCCUCCCUCCCCCGAAGGCCCUGCGGGGCUGCCGACUGCAUAACUGCUUCGACUAUUCUCGCUGCCCGCUCACCUCUGGCUUCCCAGUCUAUGUGUAUGACAGUGACCAGUUGGCCUUUGGCAGCUACCUGGACCCUUUAGUCAAGCAGGCCUUUCAGGCUACAGCCCGGGCCAACGUGUAUGUGACGGAAAACGCAGACAUCGCCUGCCUCUACGUGGUCCUGGUGGGUGAGAUGCAGGAGCCCGUGGUGCUGCGGCCUGCUGAGCUUGAGAAGCAGCUGCAUUCUUUACCAUACUGGCGGACAGACGGACAUAACCACGUCAUCAUCAAUCUGUCACGGAAGUCAGAUACGCAGAACUUGCUGUAUAAUGUCAGCACAGGACGGGCCAUGGUGGCCCAGUCCACGUUCUAUGCUUCUCAGUACAGACCUGGCUUUGACUUGGUCGUCUCGCCCCUGGUCCAUGCCAUGUCAGAGCCCAACUUCAUGGAAAUCCCACCACAGGUGCCCGUGAAGCGGAAAUAUCUCUUCACCUUUCAGGGGGAGAAAAUUGAGUCCCUGAGGUCCAGCCUUCAGGAGGCCCGAUCCUUUGAAGAGGAAAUGGAAGGUGACCCUCCGGCCGACUAUGACGACCGGAUCAUCGCCACCCUGAAGGCGGUGCAGGACAGCAAGCUCGAUCAGGUCCUGGUGGAAUUUACGUGCAAAAACCAGCCCAUGCCCAGCCUGCCCACCGAGUGGGCGCUGUGUGGGGCGCGGGAGGACCGCCUGGACCUGCUGAAGCUCUCUACCUUCGCGCUCAUCAUCACGCCCGGGGACCCGCGCCUGCUCAUCUCCUCCGGGUGCGCUGCACGGCUCUUCGAAGCCCUGGAGGCCGGGGCCGUUCCGGUCGUGCUGGGGGAGCAGGUGCAGCUUCCCUACCAGGACAUGCUGCAGUGGAAUGAGGCGGCGCUGGUGGUGCCCAAGCCGCGCGUCACCGAGGUGCACUUCCUCCUACGGAGCCUCUCGGACAGCGACCUGCUGGCCAUGCGGCGGCAGGGCCGCUUCCUCUGGGAGACGUACUUCUCCACCGCCGACAGUAUUUUCAGUACCGUGCUGGCCAUGGUCAGGACCCGCAUCCAGAUCCCAGCCGCCCCCAUCCGCGAGGAGGCUGCCACCGAGAUCCCCCACCGCUCGGGCAAGGCGGCCGGGACGGACCCCAACAUGGCCGACAACGGGGACCUGGACCUGGGGCCGGUGGAGACCGAGCCGCCCUAUGCCUCGCCUAGAUACCUCCGCAACUUCACUCUGACGGUCACCGACCUCUACCGCAGCUGGAACUCUGCCCCCGGCCCGUUCCACCUCUUCCCCCACACGCCCUUUGACCCCGUGUUGCCCUCAGAGGCCAAGUUCCUGGGCUCUGGGACUGGGUUUCGGCCCAUUGGGGGUGGAGCUGGGGGCUCUGGCAAGGAGUUCCAGGCAGCGCUUGGUGGCAACGUGCCCCGGGAGCAGUUCACGGUGGUGAUGCUGACCUAUGAGCGGGAGGAGGUCCUUAUGAACUCUCUGGAGAGACUGAACGGCCUCCCUUACCUGAACAAGGUGGUGGUGGUGUGGAAUUCUCCCAAACUGCCCUCGGAGGACCUUCUGUGGCCUGACAUCGGCGUGCCCAUCAUGGUGGUGCGCACGGAGAAGAACAGCUUAAACAAUCGAUUCUUGCCCUGGAAUGAAAUCGAGACAGAGGCCAUCCUGUCGAUUGACGACGACGCACACCUCCGCCACGAUGAGAUCAUGUUCGGGUUUCGGGUGUGGAGAGAGGCGCGGGACCGCAUCGUGGGCUUCCCUGGCCGCUACCACGCGUGGGACGCCCCUCACCAGUCCUGGCUCUACAACUCCAACUACUCCUGCGAGCUGUCCAUGGUGCUGACGGGCGCUGCCUUCUUCCAUAAGUAUUAUGCCUACCUGUACUCUUACGUGAUGCCCCAGGCCAUCCGGGAUAUGGUGGACGAGUACAUCAACUGCGAGGACAUCGCCAUGAACUUCCUCGUGUCCCACAUCACUCGGAAACCCCCCAUCAAGGUGACCUCCCGCUGGACUUUCCGCUGCCCGGGCUGCCCGCAGGCCCUGUCCCACGACGACUCCCACUUCCACGAGCGGCACAAGUGCAUCAACUUCUUCGUGAAGGUGUACGGCUACAUGCCGCUGCUGUUCACGCAGUUCCGCGUGGACUCCGUGCUCUUCAAGACGCGCCUGCCCCACGACAAGACCAAGUGCUUCAAGUUCAUCUAGGGGCUCGCAGGUUCGGGGAGCGGACGAGGAGAGCGAAAGGUGGCGCCUAAGGUUCUGCGCUCGGAGGGGCCUCAGGGACACCCUCCGGGUGGGGGCCGCGCCCGCCCCGGGAGAGCCGCGGGGAGUGCCCAGGAGACGCUGCGUCUCUGAGGUCGGCCUCGCUGGGCGGGUGGGGCCGAGGCUGCGGGGACCCGCCGCGGGGCCCUGACCGAUAGCUACACUGAGGACCCGGGCUCGCGGGCGCCGCGCGGAGGCCCAGUCCGGCUGGUUUGUGAUUUUUAGAUUCAGUAACAAUUAUUAUUAUUUAAGAAGGAAAAGGUUCAGAGUCGCCAUUCGAGGCUUAUUUAUAUAUAUGUGUGUGCGCGUGUGGACACACAUGUGUAUGUCCGUAUGUCUGUGUAUAUACAUGGGCGCACACACUCACAGAGACAUACAUAUAUAUAUUUUGGGGGGUGUGGAGUUUGAAACGCUGCCUGUCUCGCUGCGGGAGGCGCUCCGUAUCCUGUGUCUGGUGGAGAAGCUCCCGGCCUCCUGGUCCCUGGUUCAUCCUGGAACAUCCUCUCGGCCCACAGACAGGCCUGUGGGUGUCCUCCCGCCCCCCCCCUUGACACCCGCCGCCCCGCCGUGCUGGGGGAGGCCUGCCUGCGCCUUGGGGGGCAGCCGGCCCACUGGCGCUUAGGGCUCUCGCUGGGUCUGUCUCCCGGUCUCCGCGUUUGAAAGGCGUGGGAGGGAGACGUGGUCUGGAAGAGCCUCCAGCUGCUGCUCGUCCUGUCCGUCCUUGUCAACGGUUCCGGCAGCAGGCGUUCCCGAGGCUGCCCCUUGUUGAGAGCAGAGAGCUGGGCUGUUCUGGGCCGGCCCGAGUGGAUCUGCAGGGGCCCCUCCCUGGAGAGCCGCGCGUGGCCUUGGGGGCUCCCCACCCCGCUGUCCGGGAGUCUUGCAGCAAGGCCCCUGCCUUGGGAGAAAAUCUCGGUGAAAUUCACCUUCCCCCUCCCCGUCUGGACCUGCACCCUGUGUUACCUCUGGUUUGGAGACCUCUCGUGCCACCUGGGUUCUGGCCCCCGAGGCGUGGGAUGUGCUGGAACGGGGGAUGGCAUUUGUUAAGAGGCGCAAAUCCAGCCUGGAAGUUUCCAGGCUUUCACCCCCACAUUACCACUCUCCACUCCUGGUUUACAUUUCUAUUCCCUGGGCUGAAAUGGAAAUAAGCUAAUUUCUAUUGUUGUUUUUGGUGGUGGUGGCAGCAGGGAACUGAAGAGGGCGUUAGGCACUUGGCAGGGAUUUAGUCCAUGAUUCUACCGUUUUCUGGACCCCGCGUGCUCCUGGCGAGGCUGAGGAGAGGUGGUUCCCGCAACUCAGGUCUGUCCUGGUCGUGCACUUGCCUUAAGCCCGUUCUGUCUCCCCCAGACCGUGACACCCUGUGCUUCUGUUUCCUGGGCGCCUUCGCCUCUGUCCUGCCUGGACCAAGUGGCUUCUCUUCAGUGUCACUUGGCAGCAGGCUGUCUGGGGUGCGUGGACGCCCCAGCUCCGGGACUCCUGCCGCGGAGCUGUCCUCGCAGCAGGCGGGAGCAGGGUGCCCCGGGCUCUGUCCUCGGGGUGCCCGACAACCUGCUCGGGGCUGCCCUGCUUGGGGCUGCCGAAACCCUGAGCUGCCGCCAGCACCCGGCAGGGCUGCCGACUCCUGCGCCCUGACUGUCCGACCGCCCUUCCUCAACCGCCGGCUUCUCGCAGUAGCCUCUUCCCUCCGGGAGCCAAAGAAUGUGGUGUUCGAGCUGUGUCUGUGGCUGCUGUCUGUGCCUGUGCUGUGCCCUGAGGGGCUCCGAGCCUGACCUCGCGAGGCACCUGCCGAGAAAGGCGCCCUCUGCUGGGACCCGCCAGUGGAGCCAGAUGGGGGCCCCCUGAACGCCCUCAGUGCCUCUGAGACCAGUGACUGCAUCUCCCGGACAGCGGGAGGGCCGUGACGUCAGAGCUCCCAACAAGGACGUGUUGUUUGCACCUGACCCGAAGGGCCCGACGGCAGGCUCUGUGGACUCCGCCGUGGUCUCAGAGGACGCGCCCGAGCGUGAGAGGCAGGGCCGGCAGCCCCCCGGUCAGGGUCCUGGAGAAAGGCGGUGCCGCGGGCAGGGUGGACGGCUCCGAGCUGGGGGUGCCGCGCGUCUCCUGGGACCCGGAUGCCAUCAUGCGUGUGAGUGCCACGCCACGGCGGCGGCCCUCUGGCCUCCUCAGCGCCCACGGGCGGCCAGUCUCUGCCCCAGGCCUGGCCGGCCCGCUUCUCACGGAGGAGCUCGUGCUGCGGCCCGGGUGCUGUCGGCCGCCCGGCGCGUGCCGCUUGCAGGUAUUCUGGGGGGGUCGCUGGCGUCCGUGCAGCGCUGGCCCCGCCUGCCGUGAGCACAAUGGUCUGACGGAUUUUUGUAAAAAAAAUAAAAUAAAAUAAAUGGAGACUUUAACUCGAGCAGCUUGGAGGCCUCGUGUGAUUUUCCUCUGCAGGGACUGAGCGAGGUGAGAGAGGGGGCCCG